Cherax quadricarinatus is the source of this 6340-nucleotide messenger RNA. RefSeq names its product sonic hedgehog protein-like. The record is from RefSeq and is a predicted model, not a curated record. Gene Ontology annotation, biological process: regulation of gene expression; protein autoprocessing; cell fate specification. Gene Ontology annotation, molecular function: calcium ion binding; patched binding. Lineage: Eukaryota; Metazoa; Arthropoda; Malacostraca; Decapoda; Parastacidae.
AGGUGUUGUCAGUGUUUUGCUGAGCGGCGUGUGUGUGUGCCAUGAGUGAGACCAGGUCACCAGGCGACCUGACCUGAUCUGAUCAGUGAGUGAGCCCGAGCGCCACACCAUCAUGGGUCAGGGUGCGCGCGCGCGAUGCCACUGGUGGGCUGCCCGAACCCCGCACCUGUGGUGGCAGCAGGUGUACACGUGUUUGAUCAUCUUGACCGUGUUGAGUGGAUCAUUCGUGCAGUGUUGCGGUCCGGGUCGUGGCGGAGGUCGGCGGCGCUCGCCCCGCAAGCUGAGGCCGCUGGUGUUCAAGCAACAUGUUCCCAACGUGUCGGAGAAGACCCUAGGGGCCUCGGGCUUGACAGAGGGCCCAAUUACCCGUGAUGACCCGAGGUUUCAGAGCCUUGUACCCAACUAUAACACAGAUAUCAUCUUUAAAGACGAGGAGGGCACGGGCGCCGACAGACUGAUGACAGAGCGGUGUAAGGAGAAGCUGAACACGCUGGCCAUCAGCGUCAUGAACCAGUGGCCUGGCGUCAAGGUCCGAGUUACCGAAGGAUGGGACGAAGAGCUACACCACGCCCCACACAGCCUCCACUACGAGGGACGCGCCGUCGACAUCACUACCUCCGAUAAGGACCGCUCAAAAUACGGGAUGCUGGCGCGCCUGGCGAGGGAGGCAGGCUUUGACUGGGUUUACUACGAGUCCCGAUCCCACAUCCACUGCUCAGUCAAGUCAGAGUCGUCGGCGGCCAGCAAGCUGGGUGGUUGUUUUCCUGGGAGGGGCACGGUGAUGACACCGUCAGGACUAGUGCCGGUGUCAGACAUCCGUGAGGGCGACGAGGUUCAAGUGAUGCGUGCCGACGGCUCUCUGGUCUUCAGUCCUGUCCUUAUGUUCCUGCACCGUGAUCUUGGAGUAUCCCGCUCCUUCCUGCAGCUGACUACGAGCAGUGGCGCUGCUCUCACACUCACGCCCUCUCACCUUAUCUUCCUGUUACAACGUCGCCUCGUGCCCUCGCUCACGCCCACUGUAGCCGAUGCAUUGGAGCUCGGCGGAGUCGUACUAGCGGGAAGGGUGGAAGCUGGAGAUUUCUUGCUUGUCACUGGCCAGAAGGGUGUGCGGCUCGAGAAGGUAGUGGCAAUUCGACACGAACUUGGAGAAGGAGUCUUUGCCCCUCUUACUGCUGAGGGAACAGUAGUCGUGGACGGAUUUGUAGCCUCGUGCUAUGCCGUUAUAGACUCCCAGGCAAUAGCUCACUGGGCUUUCCUCCCAGUCAGGCUGUACAGCAACCUAAAGGAGGCUGUCCUAGCUCUGCUUCGUGCAUUAGGGGCCAUCACCCCAUCUUUUCCAAGUAAACCUGUUAAAGUAUAUAAUGAUAAACGUUUCUUCAAUGGGAGCAGGUACAACGUGAGGUGGCGGGAGGAGGCCCUAGGUAACAGCGUGGACGACAGGGAUACCAUCCACAUCCACUGGUACCCGCGACUCCUCUACACCCUGGCCUCCUGGCUCCUACCUGCGCACCUCGUCUACUCCUAGUGAAGCGGUAGCUUUGGAACCUGCUUCUCCUUUACACCCUGUCCUCCUGGAUCCUACUUGCACACCUCGUCUACUACUAGUGAAGCAGUAACACUGGUACCUGCCUCAUGGCUCCUACCUGCACACCUCGUCCAAUUCUAGUGACGAGGGAUCUCUUCUCAAAACACCACGUGUAGUUAAAUAAGUGUUUGAGAAACGCUUAGAAAACUAGAGAAGCGUGUAAUACUAGGGGAAAGAGCUGAUGCCCAGGGAGAGAGUUGGUGUACAUGCUACUUAUGGGCUGGUGCCCAGGGCUCGGGCUUGUGCCCAGGACUAGGACUGGUGCUCAGAGCUGGGGCUGAUGCCCAAGGUUUGGGCUGACGCCCAGGGUUAGGGCUGGCGCCCUGGGUUGAGGCUGGUGCCCAGGGCUGGGAUUGACGAUCAGACUGUUCAAUGUUGUGCUGUGAGACGGUCCCAUCCACUGUGACGUAACAGAUGAACAAAGCACCCUAACUAUGAUGGUCGUUGAUAUGGCCAAAGCUAAAUUCUAAGCGACAAGGAUACUCCCACCUAAUUGAAUAUGUAUAGUGUUUAUGCAAAUGACCGCUAGAGUGGUGUGCGCUUUCAGAUAUCUGUGAGAAUAGAAAAAUAAAACUAUUAGCCACAGAGUUUUCUAUAUAACGUCGAGGAGUGCUUAAUUAGGGACAUCCUUACUGUUAAGCUCACGAGGAACUUAAGAUGCUUAACACAUUUUCAGUGAUAUGAAAUGAAGGGAAAUGUGAAAAUCUUCUGUGAGAGCUUUUGUGAGUGGCUUGAAGACCUUAGAACCCUAAAUAACGAAGCUUUAGACGUAAACACGUGUGCCUCGUUAAUGAAUGACUUUAAGACCUUUGAUGACUGGCGGUAAUUUAUAGACGAUUUCAAGGCCCUAGACGAUUGAAGUUCGUUCUAUAGACAAGGUCAGCGCAUAAGACGAGAGAAAGUGGGAGAUAGAGGAGAGAGAAAGGACGACCCCAGAGAAUGUAGAGGGACUCAGGAGGUUCAUCUGGGGUCAAGGCUUGUGAUAGCCAGGGUGGCCUGUGGCUUCCAUGGCACAGAAAUGUUAUAAUCUCAACGAAGAUGUGGAGGAUGGUGAUACUCUGUACAUUAUGAAGGACGCACGAUUGGGUGAUUGUGCGUGUUUAUCAAUGUUGUGUGACUGUGGAUGCGAGUGGAGUGCAAUAUGGCCAGUUAACAGUUAGUGUGAUACAACUACCAGUUCUCGACGUAUAAAACUGCGUGCCAUAGUCCAUAAAAAUGCAUUUACUACGUGCGCAUCAUCCAAGUUGCGCUUGUCUGGUACUGGCAAUACACCUGUGCUGCUGUGGCCCUCACACCUGUCGGGUUGUAGUCCUCGCCUCACACCAGUCUUGCUGUGGUCCCAACACCAACCACCCUACAACCAUCCCACACCUGUCUAGCUGUUAUCCCCUAACCCACACAUGUCCAGCUACAUUUCCCACACCGUCUCAUCUCAUCUAAUGCAAAAUUCACGUUACCCACCCUCACAUCUUCCCUAAAAUCACCAAGAAAUAAAAACGUUGCCAGUUCUCCACGGCAUUUAUUAUGCGUUACACUGAUUAAUAAUACCAACUUUAACACUUUCUCUUCAAGCAUUGCCGUUAACGCUUCCACUGUAACUCCCCGACCCCUCGAGCGGACGGAGAAUCAAGCCUCCACCACUCCUUGUAAUGAUUUAGUUCUUCACAUAAAAACACAGUAAUGUUAAUCCCAGUCCCUUUUGUCAUAUUUACAUCACCUAGUCCUUUCGAUGGAGAGAAAUGGUUGAAAAUAUCAACACGAUUGAAACAGAUACAAAUCAGUGUAGAGAUCUUUUAGUGACAAUGGUUCGCCCACAUACUGUUUUUGUCAGUCACAGAAGUUGAAUAAGCACUGUGUGAGCGAGACGUUGUCAGUAAAGAACUUCAUUACAUUACAAGUGUGUCUGUUUCCUUCUAGUCCCUUCAUUGGGAAUGAAAGGGGAGAGGGUUGCCUUGAUGGUAGUGAAGACUUUUUGAUCCAGGGGACUGAGGCUUCCCUUCCCUUACUCGGAUCAGACCUGAUUACCUCUCAUUCGCGAGGGAAAGAAUGAUCCCCCUCAUGAAUCUAAUAAUAAUACAUCAUGAUUUGCGAAAUCGUAAUGACACGAUUACAAUCAACACAUAGAACAGGGCGGAAUUCAAACCCUUGGUAAGCUAGUCUUACAACUAUUAUAGUGGAUAGCGGACUGGCAUGCUAGUUUUGAGGACUGGCUUGCCAAGGGUUCGAAUCCCACUCCGUUCUGUGAAUGACACGUCAUCUUGUAAGACCUUCCCUUCAUUUCACACUGCAGUACACAUAUGUUUACCUAUGCAACAUUUUUCCUAGGACGCGAGGCUCGGUGUCACAAUCCUACACAAUGUUCCAGCAGGUAUUGUAAGACCUGGUCUGGAUAAAAGGGCGUAUUGUCCGCAGGUGUGGAGAUUAAGACUAGUUGUAGGGCUAGCUUUUAUUGGGAGAACGUUUCGCUCUGUGUAGAGCUUUAUCCUGCCAUUUCGCUCUGUAUACAACAUUGACAAGAUAUGGUCUCGCUCUGUGUAGAGCUUCAUCAAGGUCUUGAUAAAGCACCGCACAGAGCUCUACGCUGUCCCAACAAAAGCCUGAUCUGCACCAUGUGUGUGUCUUCACACGCCACUUCUUUAUUAUAUAGCUCCUUCAUAACGCGAUGUUCUGUAACUGCUUGUGUGUUGUAUGGCUUUCUGUACGACCCUGUGUACAUAUGCUGCAUAAAUGUGUAUAUCAUAGUUGUAAUUUACAUAGCUGUAAUUUAUGUUCUCAAUAAACUAUAUAUCGUUGUUUCCAUUGUAAAUUAUUUGUAAAUAUAUAUAAUUAGCCGCCUAGUGACCUUAUUCUGUGUAGGAAUUUAAUGCAAGUGACUGAAACAGAGGUCCCAAGCAGAAUAGGUUGCACUAUGAGGCUUCUGAACGUCAAAGCAGAUUAGGUACUGAUGAAAAUGUCACGACACAAUGUAUCAACUCUGCUGAUUAUAUACUCGCCUGUUGGAAAUGCUCAGCUUCGCACAACUUAAAAGUUGCGUAAAUCUGUCCCUCCAAGGAGGAUGCCUUUAUGCCGAGAAGGGCAGUUGAUCAAAGAAAUUGGAGCUACCCCUGUUCUUUCUUAACAAAACCUGAUUAGCUUCCAUUCCCCAAGCGGUGUAUGACUCCUACGGAAAUCAGCGCUUCCUCAUAAAUAUACGUAGAUUUAGUUCACAGGUGAUUAAAAAAUUAAAAAGUAUGGUCUCUUAAAGAAUGAGAGGGGUAGAAAAAACCUAAGAAAGAAUCAUAAGUAUGUAUUGCUUCCACAUAUUCAUAAUUAAAGAACCCAUUCAAAAAAAAAAACUUUACGUCUUAAAUAUGGCAAGUGUGAGGCCCAGCGCCACUUGCGGUGCUCUGGCUGAUGACAGGAAGUGCCAACACGACUGUCUUGUACCCUCUCUGCGGAAAUCUUUUAAAUCUAUAUUCCUCUCCCGAAGGCCCACAUCUUGCUAGAUAUGAGAACCAUCAUACUCACCAAGGCUAGAUAUGAGAACCAUCAUACUCACCAAGGCUAGAUAUGAGAACCAUCAUACUCACCAAGGCUAGAUAUGAGAACCAUCAUACUCACCAAGGCUAGAUAUGAGAACCAUCAUACUCACCAAGGCUAGAUAUGAGAACCAUCAUACUCACCAAGGCUAGAUAUGAGAACUAUCAUACUCACCAAGGCUAGAUAUGAGAACCAUCAUAACUCACCAAGGCUAGAUAUGAGAACCAUCAUACUCACCAAGGCUAGAUAUGAGAACCAUCAUACUCACCAAGGCUAGAUAUGAGAACUAUCAUACUCACCAAGGCCCACAUCUUCUUAGAUACAAAAACUACCCUAACACCACGACGUAUACCUUGCUAGAUAUAUAAGUCAUCCUCCUCACACCAAAGACAUCAUCCAGAUAUGAAAUCACUUGCUUGCCUUGUAAUACACAUAACAUUCUAUACCUAAUAGUAAAAUUAACAGAUGUAAAUAUUAACUAAACAUUUAUUAAGUAAUCCACUACCACACUGAGAGGCCAUUAAACAUUGAAUAUUAAUACAAAUAAAAUCAACCAUUAGUGCACUGAAUAUCCAUGUACUUUCAACAUUUGUAGCAUGCAUGAUCAUGUCAAGGUUUAAGCUUGGUAUAUCGCCGGCUAGUUAUUCAUUCUCUUAAUUCACUACAGACUAGUUAUCAUUCACUAUAGACUGUAGUUAUUCAUUCACUAUAGACUGUAGUUAUUCAUUCACUACAGACUAUAGUCAUUCACUAUAGACUACAGUCAUCCAUUCAUUACAGGCUAUAGUCAUUCAUUUACAACAAACUAUAUACUUAGUCAUUCACUAUUACUAUAUAUUAAUUCACUAGAGACUAUACAGCUUUUCAUUAACUAUAAACUAAUAUUCAUUCACUACAGACUAUAAGCAGUCAUUCAACCCGUCCUCCUAAGCAAACUUAUCUUUAUUUCACAAUGACUCAAAACCGUCGGAAAGGUACGCUAAUACUAAAAUGCGAAGUUCAAAGUUCUGCUUUCAAUAUUCUUUAGCUUUAUCAGUGGUCCCCAGCUUUCUUUUCGCGCAUCAUGGUAAGUAUAGUCUCGCCUAUAUGCAUCAUUGCAUUUACUGAUGUUAAUGUAUGUCGUAACUGUUUAAACUGCAUUAACUGAUUUUAUCCUAGUACAACAUGCCUUCAUUAACGUGCGUUUAGAAUUUUGAAUAAUUUUGUAAAAUUAAAAAAAAAAAAUAGCUGACGCUA